AUGGCCGACACCCUCCCCCUCUCAGGUCGGAUAGCCAUCAUCACUGGCACUGCUUGCGGCAUGGGCCUCGGUGUCGCCGUCCACCUUGCCUCCCUCGGUGCCUUCCUCGUUCUCGGCGAUUGCUCCGACUCCCCCCAUUUAGAACAACUUGUCACCAAGCUCAAUGCCUCCAUUGAUCUCCCACCUCGCGCCAUUGCCCUCCUCGUGGACAUCUAUGUCGGUGUCGUCAAAUCGCUCUUCGACGCGGUAGAAUCCACCUUUGGCGGACGCGCUCACAUCAUCGUCACCUGCGCCGCUAUCUGCGACUACGACUACCCAUUCCUGGCUGAAACCUCCGAAGAGGUAUGGGACCACACGUUGGUCGUCAAUGCCCGAGGGAGCUUCCUUUGCUGCUGA
This is a messenger RNA of Zingiber officinale, 396 nucleotides long. Its product is annotated as NADPH-dependent aldehyde reductase-like protein, chloroplastic. Bases 1 to 396 code for a protein of 131 amino acids. Gene Ontology annotation, molecular function: 2,3-dihydro-2,3-dihydroxybenzoate dehydrogenase activity. The record is from RefSeq and is a predicted model, not a curated record. The transcript has a single exon. Lineage: Eukaryota; Viridiplantae; Streptophyta; Magnoliopsida; Zingiberales; Zingiberaceae. Gene Ontology annotation, biological process: siderophore biosynthetic process.